AAGAAACUGCUGUUGUUAAUGAGACCCAGGGAGGCGGUGCAGAGGAGCUGGGUCGCGUCUGGGCCGUGGGAGACCUCGCUGUUUGAAACCGUGUCUCCUGGGCCUGCCGAGCCGGGAUGACUCGCCGUAUGGAACCACUGGCAAAGAAGAUCUUUAAAGGAGUUUUAGUAGCUGAACUUCUCGGCCUUUUUGGAGCAUAUUUUUUGUUUACUAAGAUGAACACAAGCCAAGAUUUCAGGCAAACAAUGAGCAAGAAAUUUCCCUUCAUCUUGGAAGUUUAUUACAGAUCCAUCGAACAGUCUGGAAUGUAUGGGAUCAGAAUACAAGAUCAAGAAAAAUGGUUGAACAGCAAAAAUUAGAAGCAGAAUUUUAAUUUAUAAUUUACAUUAAUAACUCAUUUCCUUUGCUUUUUACUUUUGUGAGUGGUUUUCAGCCUCUUCUUCUUGAAAUUUUUCUUUUUCUUGAUGAUACUUUUCACAUCUUUGUUGUGCAGCCAGUUAUCACGUUCGGCCUCCCAUUUAAGCUGUUUGAGACCUUUGGGAGGAGAAUAAAGAUGAGCCUACUACGCCAUUGAAGACUCUUGGCGGUCACACAGAACAGCCUGCUGAGUAACAGGAACUCGUGGCCCGCCGUGGCCUGCACUUUCCCACCCACUAUGCAAAUCCACUGCUUUUUUGUUGCUUUUCUUCUAUAUUUAUUAUCAAAGACUAAUGUUUUAUAAAUAAAUGACUAAGGAAGGAAAAGGAA
Messenger RNA from Lemur catta (Ring-tailed lemur), 747 nucleotides. RefSeq names its product CEBPZ opposite strand (gene CEBPZOS). Bases 117 to 359 code for a protein of 80 amino acids. Lineage: Eukaryota; Metazoa; Chordata; Mammalia; Primates; Lemuridae. The record is from RefSeq and is a predicted model, not a curated record. The transcript is spliced from 4 exons.